Messenger RNA from Nematostella vectensis (starlet sea anemone), 10233 nucleotides. Its product is annotated as hemicentin-2. Gene Ontology annotation, molecular function: protein tyrosine phosphatase activity. NCBI's taxonomy places the organism in Eukaryota, Metazoa, Cnidaria, Anthozoa, Actiniaria, Edwardsiidae. The transcript is spliced from 40 exons. Gene Ontology annotation, biological process: cell-cell adhesion; protein dephosphorylation. The record is from RefSeq and is a predicted model, not a curated record. The coding region runs from base 1485 to 9254 and encodes 2589 amino acids. Gene Ontology annotation, cellular component: neuron projection.
CAUUAAUCAACGCCUCACCAACUCCGCUUACUGUGUCUGCGUUUUCUGCAAGCUCAGCACUAUCUGGAUCAUUAACUACCCCGCCAUUUUUGAAUGGAGGUUCAGCCUGGUGUCCUAGAGUCCACCGUUCGUGGGAUGAAUGGUUGCAAGUAGAUUUCGGUUCUGUCGUUAGCAUAUCCAAAGUAGCCAUUCAAGGGAAACCUUCCGCUGCCGAGUGGCCGUUUGCUGUUGGGCUUAAAUCAGCGGCCGGAGACAUUUCUCGACCUACGUCAGUAUGUGAGCUGCUCCUACCCAUUGGCUUCGACACUUAUACAGAUGCAAACAGAUCGCGAGUGUUCUCCGACGCUGAGUUUUCUGGCGAUGCAGCGUUCAUCCAGUCCCAAAAUGCAAUAAGGCUUAUCCCCAAGGAGCCAUUCAGGCAGGCAGACGGUGGAGAGCUUUGUAUAAGAGCGGAGUUAACAGGCUGUCUAGCUACCGUAGCGGGCGGGGAGAACAUUACUUCAGGUUGCAUCAAAACAGCACACGGCAAGUGUUGCAUAUUCCCAUUCGUGUACAACGCAACGUCACAAUACUCCGCUCCGAAGGUUGAUCACAACAAAGCUUGGUGUGGUACAACCGACAAUUACGACCGCGAUGGACUCUGGGACUCUGUCCUAGAUUCAUUCAAGCCAUGUGACAGCAGGCCGUGCGGGGACCACGGUUCCUGUACUGAAGAUACUGUAGCCUGGACUUACACGUGCACUUGCACUGGGGAUUACUAUGGAAUAAACUGUCGGCGAACCUUAUCAAUUGUUACACAUCCUCAACCUAAAAGCGUUUUUACUGGAGAUGACGUCACCUUCACAUGCAAUGCCACGGCACUUGCAGCACCUUCUAUCUGGUGGCAGAAAAACGGGGUCAAUAUAACAAUUAGUGAUGGGUCAACACUGAAUCUUGUUGGAGUUAAAGAGGGAGACAGUGGGAAUUAUACUUGCGUAGCAGAAGCUGGUGGGAAUACAACUACUUCCGACGCGGCAUUUCUAAGUGUAAAACUGCCCCCUGUCAUAACAAAUCAUCCUGCGAACCAGACAGCAAACAAAGAUGAAAAUGUGACAAUCGCGUGUUCUGCAAAUGGCACUGAGCCUUUUAAUGUGAUCUGGUUAAAAAACAACGAAGUUUACGAUUUUUCUAGCGAUUCUCGAGUGCACGAAUCACAUAACAAUCUCACGCUUGAGAUAUUUGGCGUUCUUCCCAAUGACCACGGCAGUUACCAGUGUGACGUCAGUAACGGGAGAACGGACAAGUCCUAUCCGGGAAGAUUAAUAGUUAAAUAUGCUCCCCAAUUUAUUGUUGAGCCUAAAGGCAAAACAACAACUGAAGGACAGGCAGUAAAGUUUGAGUGCCAAACUACAGGGAAUCCUUCCCCAACUGUCACAUGGUUGAAAAGUGGGUCAGCUGUAAAUACAUCUGUUGAUCCAAGAUUCUACUCCAAUGAUACUAUCUUGAUGAUCACCAAUGUCAGCCGAAUCGACAGUGGAAAUUACAGCUGCAACGCCUCAAAUGAGCUUGGUAUAAUUUCUGCAGAAGCUGCCUUAGAUGUGCAAUAUGGACCAGAGUUUGUCAACAUGCCACAAGAUAAAACCCCCAAUGAAGGCUGGUCAGUGACAUUUGAAUGCCACACAAAAGGGAAUCCACCUCCAACUGUCACAUGGUUGAAAAAUGGGUCAGCUUUAAAUACAUCUGUUGAUCCAAGAUUCUACUCCAAUGGUACUCACUUGAUGAUCACCAAUGUCAAUCGAACAGACAGUGGGGCUUACAGAUGCAAUGCUUCAAGCAUACUGGGUGUGAUCACUACAAAAGCUUCAUUAGAUGUGUAUUUUAAGCCAGCGAUCUCCAUCCACCCAUCUCCACAAACCGUAACAGAAGGUGAAAACGUGACGUUGUCAUGUGUUGCGGAGGGACGUCCUACUCCUUCCUACCAGUGGUUCAAAGAUGACUCUCCAUUUGACGCUGAGUACAACACAAGGGUCUCGCUAUCCGAAGGAAACCUGAUUUUUACCAAAGUCAGCAGAGAUGACCGUGGACAAUACUACUGUUUGGCGAACAACUCCGUCAGCAAUGUGACUUCAAGCGCCACACAACUAACAGUGUUUUUUGCCCCAAGUAUCACCACACAGCCACAGAAUCAAACCAAGGUUGAAGGCGAGAUUGUAACCCUCAACUGCACUGUGACUGGUGACCCAGUGCCCACUGUAUACUGGAGUAGGGACGGUAGUAAUCUGACAGCUUUAAGAUACUCGGUGGAGCCCUCGAAUGCCCUCAGGAUAGACAAUUUGACCAGAGAAGAUGAAGGGAGCUACAUCUGCCAUGCUUUUAAUAAUGUAUCAAGCACAUCUUCAGAUGCAGCUGUUUUGACUGUGAAUUAUCCACCCAAGUUCUUGGAAAGCCUUAAACCCGAGGAGACGCGUAACGAGACUGAUAACCUCACAUUGACAUGUAAACUGGAGGGGAAACCACAAGCCACUGUGGUCUGGCUCAAAGACAACACAGAACUCAAACCAGACAUUAGGCUCAUAAUAACCCAGCCAAGCUUGGUGGACUCAGGCGAGUCAACCCUAACAAUAAUCAACCUGGACCGGAGUGACGAGGCGUCUUACAAAUGCCGUGCAAAUAACACUGUUGGCAUAGUCACUUCAAGCAACACAACAGUUACUGUGCAAUACCCGCCAAAAUUCUUCAAAAUACCUGAUGACGUCACUAAAACCGAGGGUUCUUCUGUCAAUCUUACAUGUCAGCUCGAGUGUAAACCCAAGUGUAGCGUCACGUGGCUGAAAGGUGGCUCCCCAUUGGACACAUCUUCUGAUAGAAUCAGCGUCACUCAGCCAGAGAAUGAUGGCAAUGGAACAUCUUUUUUGAUGAUUUCGAACUUAAACCGGACUGACGAGGCGUCUUACUCAUGUAGAGCGAAAAACGCAGCCGGAGAGAAAACAUCUGGGUCUGUAAACCUUGCUGUAAACUAUCCGCCCAAGUUCUUGGAAAGUCUUAAAGACGAGGAGACGCGUAACGAGACUGAUAACCUCACAUUGACAUGUAAACUGGAGGGGAAACCGCUGGCAACUGUCGUCUGGCUUAGAAACAACACAGAACUCAAACCAGACAGUAAGCUCAUAAUAACUCAGCCAAGCUCAGUGGACUCGGGCGAUUCAACCCUGACGAUAAUCAACGUGAACCGGCAUGACGAGGCUUAUUACAAAUGCCGUGCAAAUAACACCGUCGAUACCACUAUAUCCAGCACCAACACAUCAGUCGUCGUGCAGUACCCGCCAAAAUUCUUCCAGUCGCCCAAGGACGAGACCGUGACCGAGAAGUCAAACGUCACGCUUACAUGUCAGCUCGAGUGCAAACCCAAGUGUAGCGUCACGUGGCUGAAGGACAACACUCCAUUGGACACAUCUCCUGACAGAAUCACCGUCACCCAUCCCGGUAGUUAUGGCAACACGACAUCUUCGCUGACAAUAACGAACUUGGUACGAACAGACGAGGCGCGAUACUCGUGUAAAGCAAUAAACGCAGUCGGAGAGAAAACAUCCGAGCAGGGGCUCCUGACUGUAAACUACCCUCCGAAGAUCCUCACCCCACCUAAAAACGUCACCAUCACCGAAGGAAACGAUGUCACCCUGUCAUGUAAAGUCGAGGGCAAACCAGAAGUGACAGUGGACUGGCUUAACGGGUCAACACCCAUUGAGCUAAGUUCUGUAAUUGAAAAAACAGGUCUUGCCGUCACAGGUAUCGGUCUAUCCAACCUGACGAUCAAAGGAGUGUCACGAUAUUACGAGGGAAGCUACAAAUGCAGAGCAAAGCGUGAUCCCGACACAUCUGAAUCUGACCCCGCAUACAUUACUGUUAACUAUCCGCCCAAGUUCUUGGAAAUUCUUAAAGCCGAGGAGACGCGUAACGAGACUGAUAACCUCACCUUGACGUGUAAACUGGAGGGGAAACCGCUGGCCACUGUGCUCUGGCUUAAAGACAACACAGAACUCGAACCAGAUAGUAGGCUCAUAAUAACUCAGCCAAGCUCAGUGGACUCGGGCGAGUCAACCCUGACAAUAAUAAACGUGAACCGGCAUGACGAGGCUUAUUACCAAUGCCGUGCAAAUAACACCGUCGAUACCACUACAUCUACCACCAACACAUCAGUCGUCGUGCAGUAUCCGCCAAAAUUUUUCCAGUCGCCCAAGAACGAGACCGUGACCGAGAAGUCAAACGUCACGCUUACAUGUCAGCUCGAGUGCAAACCCAAGUGUAGCGUCACGUGGCUGAAGGACAACACUCCAUUGGACACAUCUCCUGACAGAAUCACCGUCACCCAUCCCGGUAGUUAUGGCAACACGACAUCUUCGCUGACAAUAACGAACUUGGUACGGACCGACGAGGCGCGAUACUCGUGUAAAGCAAUAAACGCAGCCGGAGAGAAAUCAUCCGAGCAGGGGCUCCUCACUGUAAACUAUCCGCCCAAGUUCUUGGAAAGUCUUAAACCCGAGGAGACGCGUAAUGAGACUGAUAACCUCACGUUGACGUGUAAACUGGAGGGGAAACCGCUGGCAACUGUGGUCUGGCUUAAAGACAACACAGAACUCAAACCAGACAGUAGGCUCAUAAUAACUCAGCCAAGCUUGGUGGAGUCGGGCGAGUCAACCCUGAAAAUAAUCAACGUGAACCGGCAUGACGAGGCUUAUUACAAGUGCCGUGCAAAUAACACUGUCGAUACCACCACAUCUAACAGCACAUCAGUCGUCGUGCAGUACCCGCCAAAAUUCUUCCAGUCGCCCAAGAACGAGACCGUGACCGAGAAGUCAAACGUCACGCUUACAUGUCAGCUCGAGUGCAAACCCAAGUGUAGCGUCACGUGGCUGAAGGACAACACUCCAUUGGACACAUCUCCUGACAGAAUCACCGUCACCCAUCCCGGUAGUUAUGGCAACACGACAUCUUCGCUGACAAUAACGAACUUGGUACGGACCGACGAGGCGCGAUACUCGUGUAAAGCAAUAAACGCAGCCGGAGAGAAAUCAUCCGAGCAGGGGCUCCUCACUGUAAACUAUCCGCCCAAGUUCUUGGAAAGUCUUAAACCCGAGGAGACGCGUAAUGAGACUGAUAACCUCACGUUGACGUGUAAACUGGAGGGGAAACCGCUGGCAACUGUGGUCUGGCUUAAAGACAACACAGAACUCAAACCAGACAGUAGGCUCAUAAUAACUCAGCCAAGCUUGGUGGAGUCGGGCGAGUCAACCCUGAAAAUAAUCAACGUGAACCGGCAUGACGAGGCUUAUUACAAGUGCCGUGCAAAUAACACUGUCGAUACCACCACAUCUAACAGCACAUCAGUCGUCGUGCAGUACCCGCCAAAAUUCUUCCAGUCGCCCAAGAACGAGACCGUGACCGAGAAGUCAAACGUCACGCUUACAUGUCAGCUCGAGUGCAAACCCAAGUGUAGCGUCACGUGGCUGAAGGACAACACUCCAUUGGACACAUCUCCUGACAGAAUCACCGUCACCCAUCCCGGUAGUUAUGGCAACACGACAUCUUCGCUGACAAUAACGAACUUGGUACGGACCGACGAGGCGCGAUACUCGUGUAAAGCAAUAAACGCAGCCGGAGAGAAAUCAUCCGAGCAGGGGCUCCUCACUGUAAACUAUCCCCCCAAGAUCCUUUCCUCGCCAAAAAGUAUCACUAAAAUUGAAGGAAACGAAGUGACCCUGUCUUGUAAAGUGGAAGGGAAACCAGCUGUCACCGUGGCAUGGUUUAACGGAUCAUCGGAAAUGACAUCAUCGGGUAAUAUUGAAAUAAGCGGUACCAGCGUCCCAGGUGUUUGGUUUUCAAACCUGACGAUCAAGGGCGUGUCCCGGUAUGACGAAGGCAACUACAAAUGUGAAGCCAGUAAUGGUGCCAAUACAUCUGUCUCUGAUGUAGCAAAGCUAACUGUUAACUUUCCCCCACGAAUCUUCAAGACAUCCGCCAAUCAGACCAGAGAAGAAGGCCAACAAAUCACCUUCACGUGUGACGUCGAGGGGAAAGAAGGCACCAGUCCCCCUAAUGUCUAUUGGAAAAAAGACGGCGCAGAUGUGACGGCGGACGGUAAUCGAACCACGGCUCAGUCCCCAACCAAUUACCUGGGCCCAUCGACUGCAAGUCUGACCAUUAAAAACGUGCAACGUGAAGAUGAGGGUUUCUACCAGUGUUUUGCGGAAAACUCCCUUAAAACUGUGUAUUCAACGCCUUCCAUCCACUUGACAGUACAUUUCAAUUCCACAAUCUUUGAAUGCUCGGGAGCGCAAAAUGUAACUGAACGACAGAAUGAUGAUGUGAUAAUUUGGUGCGAAGUGGAAGGGAAGCCUAAGCCAGAAGUGAGUUGGCACGUCAGGGGUAGGGGACAGCAAGUAGAGCCGAAUGCACGGAUCACGAUAGAGCAACCAGCAAACACCUCCAGACAAAAGGUGCGCUUGGUUAUCAAACAAGUGGAAAGGGGAGAUACUGGCAUGUACUAUAUCAAGAUUGGAGCAAGAUCGUACGAACCUCGUUUGCUUAAUGUUCAGUACCCUGCUGAAAACAUAAACCUAAAAGUAUCCGAUGAUGGAAAGGUAGAUGUUGGGAAGCAGAUAAGUUUAGUGUGCGAGGCAGACGGCAAUCCUAUUCCGACAUUCUCCUGGCUGAAAGACGACGAAAACUUCCGCAUUGACAUCGUUGCUACUAAAAGCGAUGAUAAGAGAAAUAUGACAUUGCGAGAGGUUCAACGAUUUUAUGGCGGGAAUUACACAUGCGUUGCAAGGAACGGGAUUGGACAAGAGCAAAAGAAGACAGUCACUGUGGCAGUUGAGGACCCUGAGGGACCGUCAGUUGCGAAACAACAGAAGGAAUCGAGCCAUAACUAUAUAACUAUACCCGUCUUCGACUACGAGUAUGCCGGGAACGGGAAGAAGAUCUGUUUUUUCAUCAUUAUCAAAGUGGCCGGGCCCUCACGUUCUUAUCCUCGCGAAGAAGAGGUUGGAAAAGAUCCUUACCUAAUCACUGGCGUGUAUAAGCGGGUAUCGGGAAAAAAAGAGUUCAAAGUUGGAAACGAGCAAUACGAAACAUUCGACACUGCAGAAUGCUCGAGAGGGAGAAGGCGUCGUAGUCUUCCUAAGGUCGUAAAGGCAGACAAUAAGCCCCUUGACGCGAACACGAAGUACUCGUUCCUACAGCAAGCGUACGAUGACAAUGGCAACUUACUGGAAAGUUACGUGUGGAUCACGCGCGAGACCGAUCAUAACGUGGGGCUCAUCGUUGGAGUAUUGAUUGCUGUUAUCGCGAUCCUUUUAAUUUUGGGGGCAGUGGUUUUCUUUCUUUGGAGACGCCAAAAAAAUAAGGAAGAUAAUCCUGCAGACGCUGAUAUGCAACUACAACACCGUUCCCGAAGCAGGAUCGGCACCAUUGUCGGUCGUCUGUCUCAUAAGAGUGGCCGGGAGCUGUCCGCAUAUGAUAACUACAUACCAGGCCAGGUGAUACCUGUGGACGAGUUUGAAGAGCACGUGCGCCGUCUCCAUGCAAACGGAGAACUGCUGUUCUCCCAGGAGUAUGGGGCCUUCAGGUCACCUGACACCGUGACGUCACAUCACUCGCUCAACCAAGCUAACAGGUUCAAGAAUCGGUAUAACAACAUCACAGCAUUCGACCACUGCCGAGUAUUGCUGCAGCCGAUUGAAGGUGACCCCACGAGCGAUUACAUCAAUGCUAAUUACCUGGACGGGUACAGGAAGCAAAGAGAGUACAUCGCUGCACAGGGACCACUACCUGAGACCUGCCAUGACUUCUGGCGCAUGGUGUGGGAACAGAACUCAAGGGUCAUCGUUAUGGUGACCAACUGCGAAGAGCGCGGUCGCAUCAAAUGCCACCAGUACUGGCCCUCGUCAGGCUCUCAGAAUUACGGUGUGAUCCACGUGAACAUGAUGAGCACAGUAGAGCUGAGUGACUACACCAUUCGCUCAUUUGGAGUCAAGCGUUCAGGCUCACCGGAAGAGAGGAUGGUGUUACAGUACCAUUACACCGCGUGGCCGGACCACGGCGUGCCGAGUAGUGUCACUUCUGUACUGAACUUCGUACGCAAGUCGAGUGCGGUGAAUCUAACCGAGGAUUAUGGACCAAUGGUUGUGCACUGCAGUGCUGGUGUAGGAAGAACCGGCACGUACGUCGUCAUUGACGCGCAGCUGAAGCGCAUCCAGGCGGAAGCCACGGUAGACGUGUACAACUACGUCAUGAUGUUGCGAGGUCAGCGUAACCUCAUGGUACAAGUAGAAGACCAGUAUGUACUCAUCCAUGACGUCCUGCUCGAGGCUAUCGCUUGUGGCGACACCGAAAUACAGGCGCGAGAUUUACGCCAGAGAAUCAAAGAGCUCAUGAGGCCUAGCACCGACACAGGGCAAACAGAAAUGGACGCAGAAUUCCAACGGUUAUCCAGAAACAAAGCACCUCCAUCCAAAUUCCAAUCAGCAAACCUGCCCGUCAACAAACACAAAAACCGCUACGCAAAUGUCCUUCCGUAUGAUGACACGCGGGUACGGCUGACUAUGCAGGCUGUGACCGAGGGCUCGGAUUACAUCAACGCCAACUACAUCGACGGUUACAUGUCCAAGAAAGCGUUCAUCGCCACACAAGCGCCCAUCCCUGAUACCAUACCGGACUUCUGGCGCAUGAUCUGGGAACAAGACUGCUGUACCAUAGUAAUGCUGUCUCAAGAGAUGGAGAGUGGCAAGGUAAAAGUGCACCGUUACUGGCCCGGCAAGCAGCCCACGUCCAUCGGUAACCUCGUGGUGGAGAUGCUUCACGACAAGCAGUUCGACGAUUACAUCAUGCGUGAGUUCAAGGUCACAAAUACCAAGGAGAGCGCGUCCCGUGUUGUGCGCCAGUACCAGUUCACUGCCUGGCCGGAUAUCGGCUCCCCGGAUAGCGGCGGUGGACUCAUCGAUCUGAUCGGCCAGGUUCAGAGAUGGCAGCAGAAAUGUGGAGUUCAGCUCACCGCGGUUCACUGCAGUGCGGGUGUCGGCCGCACGGGCGUAUUCUGUGCUGUCAGCAUUCUAAUAGAGCGCCUCAAAGCGGAGGCGAUGGUGGAUGUCUUCCAGACCGUCAAACAGCUCCGAGAGCAGCGACCCGCCAUGGUCCAAACCAAGGAGCAGUACGAGUUUUGCUAUCAGACACUCGGCGAGUACUUGCACUCUUUUGACCCUUAUAAUAACUUCGACUGAAGAGCUGAAGAAUCCUUUUCAAGCCGGCAAGAAUGUAUAGAUAGACCCUCCGUACACAAAAAGAUAGAUUUCAUGAUUAGGCUUGCGUGCUUGCAACCUCAGAAAGGAAGCAGGAGCACGAAAAUAUAACAUUUUCUCGCAGUUUUUCAAGUCUUUUUUGGCCAUAGUUACAUUGAUAGUCGCUUGCACAGUACUUAAAGUACAGCUCUAGAGGAGUUACCUAGACAUCAAUGGACUCCAAGUCUGUAUAGAAUGGUUUUCAUAAACCCGCGGAAUGCACUUAGGGUGGUUUUCAAAAUCCCGUGCAACAAAAUGUAGUUGUUAAAAUGUAACAGUCAAGCCAGAACAAAAGAGAACAAAGACAUUACAAUUUAUUAUUACUAAAUAAACUAGAUAGUAUUUCACGGGUUUUUAAAAUCCACUCUAUUUAUCACUAAUACACUCAAAUCGCUUUGUUCUUCCUUGUUCUGGUUCCGACUAUUUCACAUUGUUUCACGGUUUCCCCUGGUUUAUAUGAAAACCACAGUAAUAAUUUGCUGCAAAAAAUAUUUUAUAUGUAAGUUUCGAGUGAUUUUUGUAAUCGACGUAGAUAUAUAUUUUUGAUAAUCCAUUAUUCAUUACUACAUUCAUAUGUAACCCAUUGCGCAGAUCUGUCAUUUAUUACUGCACUAGCUAAAUAAUUGUGUUUAUGCGCAUGCGUCACUGUAUUUAACUUCGCUCCCAGGGGCUUCUGGACACCUUUGGGUUCUUGCCGUCAAUGUUGUCAAAACUCAGAAGAGCCUGGGACCGAGGGACUUUUACAACCAAAUGAUUGUAUAUUUCAAGACAAAAUAUACAUUUUUCAGGACUCAAUACAUAUCCAAUAGAAAUUCUGAACUUUAGGAAAAUAUAAGAAUGUCAGCGUAGCGAGUAUUUAUAAAACGAUAAGAGCACUAAUUAAAUUAAAAUGAAAAUAAAAGUAAAAACAAUAAUAAUGAAA